AUGUCGCGACCAGCAGACCCAUUCUCGGAUCGCAAUGCGCUCGACGCCAACCCGUUCGCGGAUCCAGCCGUGCAAGGCGCUCUCAACGACUCGUCACGCAUGUACUCUGGCGGCGACGACGACGUCGGAUCCACGUACAAGUCGAGCACCGUCGACGACAUCCCCUCCCGCUCCGACGCCAACCGCGCCGAAGAGCUUCGUCGUCGAGAAGAGGAGCUCGCGCGUCGAGAACGCGACCUCGACAACCGAGCAGCUCACAUCCAAAAGCACGGUCGAAACAACUGGCCCUUCUUCUACCCUCUCAUCUACCACGACAUCCAAGCCGAGAUCCCGCCGGACAGCCAGCAGAUCAUGGAGAACCUCUACAAGCUCUGGCUGUUGCUCGUGUUGACGCUCGUGAUCAACAUGGUAGCGUGCAUCUUUCUGUUGAUCCAGGGAGCGAGCGACGGUGGCAAGGACAUGAUCUCGGGUAUCGUGUAUCUGCCCGUCAUCACGGUCGCCAGCUUCUUGCUCUGGUACAGACCAAUCUACAACGGAUUGAUGAAGGAGCAUUCGUUGUUCUUCUACGUCUACUUUAUCUUCUGCGGCUUCCAUCUGGCGUUCUCGGUGUACGUGUUUUUGGGGAUCCCGUCGACGGGUUCAGCAGGGUUGAUCAACACGAUCCAGGCGUUUGCGGGGCACAGGAUCGUGGCGGGCAUUUUGGGUGCAAUCGCGACGGCAGGGUUCGGACUGCAAGGGUUGGGCAACCUGUGGUACUACAGGUUGAUCUGGCAGCACAACAACGAGAAGGGACAUACAUUUGCCCAGGCCAAGAACGAGUUGGCGACGCACGGUAUGAAGGCGUACUUUACGCGCGGAUCGCAGGUGUAG
Pseudozyma hubeiensis SY62 is the source of this 870-nucleotide messenger RNA. RefSeq lists its product as hypothetical. Gene Ontology annotation, biological process: protein transport. Lineage: Eukaryota; Fungi; Basidiomycota; Ustilaginomycetes; Ustilaginales; Ustilaginaceae. The transcript has a single exon. Bases 1 to 870 code for a protein of 289 amino acids. Gene Ontology annotation, cellular component: recycling endosome membrane; trans-Golgi network membrane. The record is from RefSeq and is a predicted model, not a curated record.